GGUGUGAGCGCGGACCCGACUCUCCGCGGGGUGACUGGCUUCCUGCUCUUCCUCCUCAUCGUCUCAACCCUCCUGGGCAACACCCUGGUCUGCUCGGCUGUCAUCAAGUUCCGCCACCUGCGGUCCAAAGUCACCAACUUUUUCGUCAUCUCGCUGGCCGUGUCCGAUCUCUUCGUGGCGGUGCUGGUGAUGCCCUGGAAAGCGGUGACCGAGGUGGCGGGCCGCUGGCUCUUCGGCUCCUUCUGUGACACCUGGAUCGCUUUUGAUAUCAUGUGCUCCACCGCCUCCAUCCUCAACCUGUGCAUCAUCAGCCUGGACAGGUACUGGGCCAUCGCCAGCCCCUUCAGGUACGAGCGCAAGAUGACCCAGAGGGUGGCUUUCGUCAUGAUCGGGGUGGCCUGGACCCUGUCCAUCCUCAUCUCCUUCAUCCCCGUGCAGCUGAACUGGCACAAAACCGAGGCAGAUCUGCUCAGAGAGCUGGAGGGCGAGGACCGCAACGCCACGCGGAGUUGCGACUCCAACCUGAGCCGAACCUACGCCAUCUCCUCCUCCCUGAUCAGCUUCUACAUCCCGGUGGCGAUCAUGGUGGGGACCUACACCCGCAUUUACCGCAUUGCCCAGACCCAGAUCCGGAGGAUCUCGAGUUUGGAGAGAGCGGUGGAACACGCCCAGAACUGCCAGGACCAGCCCGCAGAUUGCCCGCACGAAGCGGCGCUCAAGACCUCUUUCAAGAAAGAAACCAAGGUCCUGAAGACCCUGUCCAUCAUCAUGGGGGUGUUCGUGUUUUGUUGGCUCCCCUUCUUCGUGGUGAACUGCCUGGUGCCUUUCUGUGAGCCCGGCCUGGACCAGGACGGGGAGCUGCCCUGCGUCAGCGAGACCACCUUCAACAUCUUCGUGUGGUUCGGUUGGGCCAACUCGUCCCUCAACCCCGUCAUCUACGCCUUCAACGCGGAUUUCAGGAAGGCUUUCGCCACCAUCCUGGGCUGCGCCCGCUUCUGCCCCAGUAACUCGGUGGAGGCUGUCAAUUUCAGCAACGAGCUGGUGUCCUACCACCACGACACCACGUUGCAGAAGGACGCCAACGCCGCCAGUCUCCCCAACCAGCUGCCCCACCCGGCCGGAGAGCCCCGGGUACCCGAGCCCCCCUUCGGCAAAGCCUCGGGCAUCUCGUCGCCCCCCACCCCCAGGGAUGGCAGGAACCUGCUGCUCCCGGCAGGGGCUCAGUUCGAGUGCGAUGCGGAGAUCACCCUGGACACCAUCACGCCCAUCACGCCCGCGGGACCUAUCGACGCGGGCGCGGUUCACGGGCGGACGCAGCAUUUACAGUCGCCGACUCUAUUCGAGCACCGGGCGCUCGAAGGUCACGGCUGCAACACCGCGACGUACGGCGCCGAUACGCUCUCCGACUGGGGACCCUCACCUGCUGAGGACUGGGGACCCUCACCUGCUGAGGACUGGGGACCCUCACCUGCUGAGGACUGGGGACCCUCACCUGCUGAGGACUGGGGACCCUCACCUGCUGAGGACUGGGGACCCUCACCUGCUGAGGACUGGGGACCCUCACCUGCUGAGGACUGGGGACCCUCACCUGCUGAGGACUGGGGACCCUCACCUGCUGAGGACUGGGGACCCUCACCUGCUGAGGACUGGGGACCCUCACCUGCUGAGGACUGGGGACCCUCACCUGCUGAGGACUGGGGACCCUCACCUGCUGAGGACUGGGGACCAGCACCUGCUGAGGACGGAGAGAGACGCGAAAGGUUGACCCUCGGAUAUGCUGCAAGUGAUUUAAAAUCAACCCCAGGAGCGACUUCGCAUUGUCUUCGUAAAGUGGUGGAAACUUUCUUUUGA
This is a messenger RNA of Callorhinchus milii (elephant shark), 1851 nucleotides long. Its product is annotated as D(1C) dopamine receptor. The coding region runs from base 190 to 1851 and encodes 553 amino acids. Gene Ontology annotation, molecular function: G protein-coupled receptor activity. NCBI's taxonomy places the organism in Eukaryota, Metazoa, Chordata, Chondrichthyes, Chimaeriformes, Callorhinchidae. Gene Ontology annotation, cellular component: membrane. Gene Ontology annotation, biological process: adenylate cyclase-activating adrenergic receptor signaling pathway. The transcript is spliced from 2 exons. The record is from RefSeq and is a predicted model, not a curated record.